Messenger RNA from Dichotomopilus funicola, 2754 nucleotides. RefSeq lists its product as uncharacterized. The transcript has 3 exons. The coding region runs from base 1 to 2754 and encodes 917 amino acids. NCBI's taxonomy places the organism in Eukaryota, Fungi, Ascomycota, Sordariomycetes, Sordariales, Chaetomiaceae. The record is from RefSeq and is a predicted model, not a curated record.
AUGGCGUCGCCCACCUCCGUCCUGUCUAAGACGCUCCAAAGCAUCACCCUCAGUAAGAUCCGCGAGCUCGAGUCCCGCCGCAAGUCAUAUGAAAACCACAAGCGCGAGCAUCUUGACAAAGUCGACGCCGCCUCGGAUGCGAGGGACCGCCUAUCUCUUCUCCUCGGCGCCGUCAAGGCGCUCUAUCCUCCUGCCGUCAACGACACCAAUCUCGACAACAUUCGCCGCUGGCUAGACCAGUCACGCUACGAUGCUUCCGUCCCAGUUUCCAAGCUAGAUGAGUUCAGCGGCCAGCUUCGUGCCAAACUCGAUAUCCAAAGCCGCAAGCUUGACAUGGCGCAUCUGUAUUCAAGGCUUUUGACCGAAUGGAUGGACCAACCCGUUGUCGAGUCACAGUCGGCGGCGACAGACGAUGUGGAUGGCGAUUCGUUUGAGCUUGUUGCAGAACGCCAGCGCCAGCGGCUCAGCGAGCUCGUCGACAAGUUCGAAUCGGUUGUGUUCCAGCCACUCGAGACAGACGAGUCGGAAAUGCACCGCUUCAUCGACCGCACGUUACCAAGUGAAGAGGACCAGAAACGGCUGAAAUCAUUGCGCGAAAAAGUUGGCACGGCGGGUGCCGACUUCAUGCACGAGACCACCCCCUUCACGAAGGAAUCCUUGACCAGCUGCAUCAAGGGGCUUCUGACAGAGGACAUUCUCAGCGAUGAGAAACAAGCCAUCCUGCGCGACUUUUUGGACAACGACAUUGCCAAGUCCGAGAUUGCCGACGUGCUGAACAUGCGCUUCUCCGAUUUGAAACAUUGGCAGUGGGACGCCGGUGAGGAGGGCAUCCGCGUGAUGCCGCGCCGUGGCCUCAACGGUAAAUACCGUGUGUGGGCGGACGACGACAUCCUGCAGAUGAUCUUUGUCCAGCACAUUGGUAUCCGUCUAUGCAACAUGAUCAAGCCACUGCUGAAAGAUUUCAUGGAUACCAUGUACUCGCGGGACCGAGAUGGCAACAUAGAGCCUGGUCAGGCAGACCGAGAUCGGUAUGCCUUCUUCAGUGGGUCGAUCAUCCAGAACAGCGUGUCCAAUGUCAGAUCGCAACGCGUAUCCGACUACUUUGACAAGUUCUUCCUCUCCCAGCUGCCCACCACCGAGACCUCUCUUUUCGACGGAGACAACAACUACGACGACGACGACGAUAACAGCACGACGAGCAGUUAUGAUGGGCGUGGCGGGGGUGAAGACGCGACCGCAUCGCCGCAGAAACGUUCCGGCAUCAAACAGCAGCUCCUACGCCAACUCACCGCCGAGCUAGCAGUUCACCAGCUCCGGGGCAUCACAUACGACAACAAGACGCAGCCCGGAGGCGCCGUCGCGCUAGUCCAGACAGACCUGCAGUGGUUCGCCACAGGGCUCCCGCAUAGCACAGUCUUCGCAGCCAUGCGCUACCUCGGCUUCGGCGAGGACUGGAUCGCCUUUUUCAAGACUUAUCUCGAGUCGCCGCUCAACCUCGACAGGGCCUCAGACGAUCGCCCACAGCUCGGCCCACGUAUCCGCAAGCGUGGGGUGCCUAUGGCACACUCCUCGGAGAAGUUGACUGGGGAGAUCGUGCUUUUCUUGCUGGACUUUGUCGUCAACCGGCAGACCGGCAUCUUUCUGUACCGACUACACGACGAUAUCUGGUUGGUCGGCGAGCCCAGCCGGGCUGCCCAGGCCUGGGACUGCAUGCAGUCUUUUGCCCGCGUCUUCGGGCUUGACUUCAACAGGGCCAAAACCGGUUCUGUCUACCUACCCGGUGCUUCGCCGCGGAAUCUUAGCAUCGUCAACAUCCUGCCAGCCGGGCCAGUGAGGAUCGGCUUCCUGUGUCUCGACCCAAAGACCGGGAAGUGGGGGAUUGAUCAGAAGCUAGUCAUGGCGCACGUUGACCAGCUGAAAACGCAGCUCGCUGAGUCCAAAAGUGUGCUCUCAUGGGUCCAGACGUGGAAUAGCUGCAUGGGACGCUUCUUCAGUCAUACGUUUGGCGAACCGGCGCACUGUUUUGGCCGUGAGCAUGUCAAUGACGUUCUGGAUACGUACCAAAGCAUUCUGGAUAGGCUGUUUCCUGUCUCGGACGGCAAAGAAACAGGCGUCGUUGAGUAUGUCAAACAAAUGAUACAGGACCGCUUCGGGGUCUCCAACCUGCCCGAUGCCUUCAUCCAUCUCCCCGAACAGCUCGGCGGUCUGGGCCUCCGCAACCCCUUUGUCGGACUAUUUCUCGUCCGCAACAACAUCACCCAAAGCCCCAAAGACAUACUCGAUGAGUUCCUCGACGACGAGCGAACUCGGUAUCUCGCCGCCAAGGCUUUCUUCGAAAAGACAAGCAAAGCCGACCUAAGUGAACGUCUCUCCAGAAUCAUUCGCCGCAGCACCGGCGUCUCCCCCGAUCAGACCGUCAUAGAUGCCUACACGGGCGAGUUUUUCUCGCUAGAAGAGUAUUCGCGUUUCCGCGAGUCGACAAGCGGCGCGUUCAUGGUUACCUUCAACAAGCUCAUCGUCGUGCCCGACCGGGAGGAGAUUGCGCUGAGCAAGGAAGUCGAGAGCGCGCUGAGGGCAUUUUUAUCCGCUGACAGUGUGCGCCUCGACGCGGAGAAGAAGUGGUUCUUGCAGCUGUAUGCCAAGGACCUCCUGGCGGACUUUGACGGGCUGAACCUAGUGGAUAAGCAGUUCUUGCCAGUUGGAGUGCUGGCGAUGAUGAGGGGGAAGAAGGUGAGCUGGAACAUGGUUAUCUAG